CGCUGGUAGCGAAGGGUAGCGUAAAAUAAAUAAACGUAACAGUGUAUUCUCUUGGAAUUCUAUGGUUCUGCCGUUGUCGAUAUAUUAUAUUCUUUUUGAAUUCUGCCCGCCCUACCCAGUUCUGCGAGGCGCAAUAGCUACAAAAUUCGUUAAAGGAAUUUUGUAAAAUGUUUUUUAAUGUUUACCAAAUUUUAACCUAAAUGUGUUUGUGUUAAGCGUAUGGUAUUUCACAAAGAAAUCGUUUUUUAUGCUUUGCUACUCAUAAUAAUAAUUCAUGGUUAUAAGGAAAAUACAAAAGACCAAACCUCCACUCGAGCUAAUACGCUUUUCGACGAUGCAGACGAUAUUCAGCGCCAGCUCGACAAUGAAGCUCAUGACAAAAAUAUGAUGUUUGGAAAUGGAAAGCCGAAGGCAGUUUGGGUAAUGCACUUCCCAACGGAAUUUCCCCAUAGCAAUUCAAAACCGUGGUCAAGACAUACACGAAAUUUCCAAAUCCAGACAACGACGCCGAAAAAGCUGGGUAUUAUUAAUAAAUAUGAGUUAUUAAAACAAGUUAAACAUUGGAGCUACAAAGACCAAUCCAACUGGCAUAAACAGUAUCCAGAGUGCGGAGGUCAUUCCCAGUCGCCAGUGGACCUCCCAGCUGUGGGAUUAAUACAUACCAAGGGAGGUCGACAACUCACAUUCCUCAACUACGACGUUGUACCGAAACGCCUCACGUUGAAAACUAAUGCGAAAAGACUUGUCCUCUAUGGCGAAUGGGAAUACGAGCUUCAACCGGUCGUAUACGGCGGCGCUUCACACAGUCGCCGCUAUUUGUUCCACUCGAUAACCCUCCGUUGGCCCUCCGAGCAUCGAAUAGGGGGUCUGCAAUACCCCCUGGAGAGUCAAGUUAUCCACAUAUCGGCAGAGUACAAAACGUUUGACAACGCAAUCAAUGCGACGCUGCGGGACGCUCAGGCGAUACUUGGCAUCGUAAAUCUCUACAAGUACAGUAACGAAACGCAACAGGGGCUGGACGCGCUUAUUCGUGUGGCAAGACAUUCACGCAAUAUAGAUGCUGGUCUGCCACCCAUACCAUUGAUGUGUUUCAGCCCACCACUGAAGGAAUACGUUGCCUACCAGGGUUCUCUGACAAUGCCACCGUGCUCUGAAAAUGUCUUGUGGCUAAUCAGGGCUAGAGCGUUGCCCGUUACUAGGGAAAUGGUGGAUAUUGUGUUUAACUUGAUUGGAGAAGGGGAGUACAGGGGGUCAUUCAUCCGACAACCGCAACCGCUUAACGAUAGGAAGGUCUAUUUUUUUAAUUAAAUAAAAAAUAAAUGUUUUCCUGCAUU
This is a messenger RNA of Maniola jurtina (meadow brown), 1334 nucleotides long. Its product is annotated as carbonic anhydrase 3-like. The record is from RefSeq and is a predicted model, not a curated record. The coding region runs from base 220 to 1308 and encodes 362 amino acids. The transcript has 9 exons. Gene Ontology annotation, molecular function: zinc ion binding; carbonate dehydratase activity. Gene Ontology annotation, cellular component: cytoplasm. NCBI's taxonomy places the organism in Eukaryota, Metazoa, Arthropoda, Insecta, Lepidoptera, Nymphalidae.